AUGGAUGCGCAGGAAGCCUACCUCCAUGAGGCCGAGGACGAGCUCCUCGCCACGUCUUCGUCGUCGUCGUCGUCCUCCGACCAUGGGUGGCAGAAGGUUACCUACCCCAAGCGCCAGAAGAAGAUCGCCUCGGCGAAGCCAGGGACAUCCGAUCCGCGCGUGAAUCCUCGCAACGGCGGUGCAUCUUCCUCGGUUUUCGCCUCCGUGGAGCAGAAGGCGCUGGAGCGCCGUCGCGCGCUGGAGCUGGCCACCACGGACGCUGCUGCUGCCGCAACUGCAGCUGCCUCCAGAUCGAGGACCACCGGCCGGCAGUGGGGUGACUCUAACGAGGAUGAUAGCAGCGAGGGAGAGACUGCUACGGGGAAAGAUGACGGUGCUGGGGAGGUGAAGAAGGUCAAGGAGAAGAAGCCGAAGAAACCCAAGAUGACGGUCGCGGAGGCGGCAUCGAAGAUCGAUUCCGAGGAUCUCGCAUCCUUCCUUCUAGAAAUUGGGGUAAAUUUUCCGAAAAUCUAAUUGCAUGUUUCAAAAAUUGAUAUUUUGAUGUUUUCUUUUGCUGAUCUUGAUUCGCUUUUGUUGAGGUAGGGAUCAUAUGAAUCGCAGCAAGAUAUACAGUUGAUGAGGUUUGCGGACUACUUUGCGAGAUCUUUUAGUGCUAUUAGCGCGUCUCAGUUCCCCUGGACAAAAAUAUUCAAAGAAGGCCCUGUCUCCAAGAACAUUGAUGUAAGAAUCGUUUCGUUAUUGUAUAACUAUAUAUGCACCUACUCCAAUAUUUGGAGUAGAUAAAUUUUUGAUGAUCUAAUUUUUAGUCUUAAAUUUAAAUAAAUGGUAAGGCUCCGAUUCGAUUUUCUGGAUUGUUUUCUUUUGUCUGCAUUUUCUGUUUCUCAUUUUUCUACACCUUUAGGCAUCUUGUUUCAAGAUGAAAAUUUUGCAGCAGCCAGGAGUGCUUGCAUGCAUGUGAUUGUAAUAAGAUGUUUGAGUACCUGGCAUUCUAGACAUACAUGGUAGGAAAAUCUCGUCAGCUUGAGCUCCAUUGUGUCCUUCCUUCUAGGAAAAUGAGUAGUGGUGCCUACAUCUCAGAUCAGAGGAAAUUUUGGGUCUGAUCUUAUUCAUCCUUUUGUUUUUGGAUGUAAAUCCUUCGUUUUGUGACAUGAUCAAAUUAAUAAUGUGGAGACAAAUCUACUGCGUAUCAUCUGAAUGGAUGCAUUUACUUGUCUCUUUGGAUUAAUGAUUUUCUUUUUGGUGCAUAAUGUCAUGGGCGUUAAUUAUCACUAUUUUUUUUCUGGAUUUUAUUGAAGGAUGUGAUGAUCUUCACCCAUACUGAGAAGCUACAUUUGCGUCUGACUAGUCUAUUCCACUCUGUAACUCCAUGUCCGUUUCAAUUCAGAUGUCUUGUUUUUUCCUAGAUCUGUCUGAAUGAUUAACGGUUAUCAAAUCUUCAGAUAUACGAUUUAAUUUUGCCAAGAUCGUGGUGAGUCCUUCAAUGUUUCCUUAUAUUCAUAUUCCACCGAUGCUUGUUGCUAUUCACUGUGUGGUUAAAAGGUUUCACUAGAUUUUCUGUUCGAUGGAUUUCGUAUUUUUGAAUGUGGUCUCUCCAGUUCAGGGAUGACAAAGUUAUGAGCGUGUUGUUUUUGAUCUUUUAAUUAUAGUCAUGAAGUUUUUACCCAUGAUGAAUGCAGACAUCAACAGUCACCAGUUGAGGAAAAUAAUUAACGAAGAUCUGAACCAUUGUGUCCCACAUUUAAUUGUGUAGACAUGUGCCUGAGUAGUAGAUCUGCAGGUUUAUAGUCAGUCCUCAUGAGAGCGGCAGGAAUAACAGACUUGUGGAAAAUUAGGUAGACAUGAAAGAUGAUGAAGGUGCUGGAUCUUUUAUCUGAUAAAGACUCUAUUACCACGUUUAAAAUACAAAAACUUAUUAACAAAUGAGGCACAUGAUAACAUUAUUGGAAAUUUUCUUUUGGUUUUUCUUACGCAUUUUUCUUCUCCUUCUUCCUCAUCUUCUUUCUCCUCUUGUUUUUGCCUCUCUUCCUAAGUAGUUCCCUUUUAUAUUUUAUCUUCUUCUUCUCUUCUUCUCUGGUCUGAUAAAUCUUAAAGGAGGACGAAAAUUUCAUUAAUCGGCCCUCAGUUGGGUGAGAUGGCUUCAAUCAUGUAGAUCUUACUGAGAUCUUCCUCAGUUCAGCUGGUUCAUCAUAAGAAGGAUAAACUUUCCCAUAUGAUUUGGUAAACUUUCCCAAUAAAAGAGAGGUGUAGUUGUGGUGCUUCUUUUAUUCAUAACAGAUCUCUAGAAGGCAUACUAAUUAAGAUGCACACUGGUAUAUAACCAUGGCCAUAUUUGUUUUGCAUUCUUCAAUAUUAUGUGGGCUAUCUGGUUUAUUGUUUUGUUCUUCCAGGAAACACCUGUUGUUGCACAAUGUUCGGUAGGCAUCGGAAUUGUUGAUAUUUGACACUCUUUUUAGCACUUUGGGGUGCCAAGAGGGUUAAUAUUUGAAAAUGUAUUGACUAGGAAGGUAAGUAAUUCUAUGCCAUGAGAGUGAGAGAGCCAGUGGUGCAAAGGAGUUGGUAACCGUUAAAAAAGUUGUCGUAGGAUGGAUUAUCUUCAAAAGACAUUUAACAUAAUCAUCGCUGCAUGCCUUCUUACUUUUGCGACUUGGGAUUUUGGUAGUUUUUGCUAGCCAUAUCUAAUACAAGCAUCUUGACUGCAAUACUAUUGAUACAUCUUCCGAUCCUUUCUUUUGUACUGGAAUCUGAUAAAGAACCGUUUUUCUUGCAAGCAGGUACCUAUGUCUUACAUCUCUGAAUCUGUAUACAAAGUUUCAGCUGAUUGGAUUGGUUACAGAUCAAAUGAGGCUCUUGCCACUUUUGUCCUAUGGUCACUUGACAAUCUCCUUGUUGAUCUGGUCAGUCAACAAGCAAAUCUUAAGGGCUCGAAAAAGGCUGUUCAGCAGUCACCGACUAAAGGACAGGUAAUUUCAAUUGGUUUAGCUAUGUUUUCUUCUCUACAUCAAAGCGGCCCUCUCACUACCUUACCAUUGCAGCCAUUUGGAUUUUUAGAUGAUUUCAAGGAAGACAUUUUCUUUUUCUUCCUGAACAGAGAUCUGAUAUUGAUAUGUUCCUUUUAAUGCUGCAUCUCAUUAACAGAAUUAUUCACAAUUUGCUUCUUUAUACGUUAAUAUUUUUCUACUACAUCUUAUGAAGGCCUUUGCCAUGUCGUUUAUUCUUUGCAAAGUAUUUAGUAACUUACGGUUUUACUUCCAGUGGGCAUCUAGCAUUAAUUACUCAUCAUUGAUUGGUACCUACUUACAAUUUUGGAAGCUAUCACAAUUCAGUUCUUGGGAAAUCUUAAUUAGUUACGUACAAUUUGGUGUCUAUGUCCAGAAUCCACUGGCCUAUUCUUUCCAAAAAGUGGUUAGUGUCUUCCCAUUUUUGGAACCAUUUGGAAAUGAAGAAAAUGUGGGUAAGGCAGGGUUUCUAAGGUGUUAAAUCUGCCUCCUGACCAGGAUAAUAAGUUAAAUGUAAUAUUUAAAUAAAAUAAAAUUGAAUAUUUACUAAAAAUAUGAAAUAAAUUUGAAGAUACAGAAAAGUUUCAGAUGCAAAAAUUCACACAAAGUUUCAUAAAUGCUAUUAAUUAAUCAUCUAUAUAAAUGAAAUAAUGACGAUAGAAUACUCAUUUCAUGAAAUUUUUAAUUGAAAUUUUUAGCAAAAGUGAAGACAUUAAGUAUAAAUAGAUAUGAGAAUGAAUUAUAUAGAUGUUUGUGUGUGUGUACACGUAUGUGUCUCACCAGAUGCACAUAUUUUUGGCCUCUCUGAACCGAAAGUACAAUGAGUUGGCCUUUGUUUAUCCCAUGAUUUAAUGUUUCAACAGCCUCAAUUGGGUUAACUAUAUUAUUAAUAUUUAGCGGUUAAACAUGAGUUCAAAUUGAUGUAAUAUUUGGUCGCCCUGGUCUUCACUUCGUUUGUUAGCUAUGUUCAAGUGAGAAAUAGGAGACGUGGAUGACCAUGGAGGGACUUAUAACUUUGUUCAGAUAUCGGCAAGAGCCACACCAUUAGGGAGGCGUAAUUUCCUUGUGAAGAGUCGAUAUUUUAUGUAGAGUAUCAACAUACUUCUCUUUUCUUUCUUUCCAUAAAGAUCUGAGGAAAAAAAUCAUACUACAGGAGAACCGACAACCUUAAAAAGUCGUAUACUUUCAUUAGGAAAGUGACCAACCUCUGUUGGGGCUAUCUUUGUACUUUGCCUAUUUCAAAUGGGUCGAUCACUUGGGGAUCAUUUGUAAUCAAAAGUCAGUGGACAGAUGAUUACUACCUUGGGAAACAUGGGAAUUUAAAAAAUCUAAAGCUUGACUAGGGUUUUGGAUGUGGAUAUCACCUUGCAAAAGCAUUAACAUCUCAUCUCCCAGAACAUGUUUGGUGAGAAAUCACUAUAUGCAAAACUUGGCCAGAAUUUCAAUUCAUCAGAUGAAUAGUAAUGAUAAAGUCAACUGCAGGUUGCAAUGUUUGCUGUUCUUGCAAUCACAUUGCGAAGGAAGCCCGAUACACUUUUGAGCAUCCUAUCCACAUUGAGGGAUGAUCGUAAGUAUCAAGGACUGGACAAACUUCCUGUCCUCACCUGGGUCAUUGGUCAGGUAACAAUUGUAUAACCUUUCCAUUUAUAAUCCUUCUGACUGGAGGAUCGAAGAAAGGGCGGCUCUGGAUUUGAAUCACCAUCGCUACUUCUUCCCUGUGCACAGGCUUCUCAAGGAGACCCUGUUGUCGGUUUGUAUGCCUGGGUACACAAUCUUCUGCCUCUGUUGUCAGGAAAACUUAGUGGCAACCCACAAGUGAGGGAUCUGAUUUUGCAACUUGCAGAGAGGUAUGUGCUCUUGGAAUAUCAAUGGACAUGAUUAUUCGUUAUUCCCAAAUAUAUCAAGUGGGCCUUCGUCUUCCUAUCAGAAUCUUGUCGGGCCCGAAAGCUCGCCCCAUCUUAUUGAACGGCGCCGUUAGAAAAGGGGAGCGCCUGGUGCCGCCUCCGGCCAUCGACCAGCUGAUGCGGCUUACCUUUGUUGCUCCCUCAGUCCGCGUCAAGGUCUGUGUCUGUUGUUGUAGCCUGGUUUUCCAAUGAGGGCGGUCUCAUAUUCGAGAGCCUUGCAGGCAACCGAGAGGUUCGAGGCAAUCUAUCCACUGCUUAAGGAACUGGCUCUUGCGCCCUCUGGAGCCAAGGCAAUGAAGCAAGUGUUACUACAGCUGUUGACUCUCUCCAUCAAAGCGAUGAAGGAAAGUAAGACCCGAUGCCACAAACCCAUUAUAAAUCAUCUAUUAUUUAUCCUUCCAGAGCUUUCUUCUCUGAUGAGAACUUACAUUUGCCUCCCCUCUUUGUCAGACAUACCGGAAUUGUCAGCGGAAGCAGCUGACGUCUUCAUCUGGUGCCUGACUCAGAACUCGGAGUGCUUCAAGCAGUGGGUAAGCAGGUUAUCUGACGGUCUCCAGUUCUGCAGCUUCUCAAUCUCUUCCUAAAUCUGGGUGUGUUAAUGGAAGCAGGAGAAGCUUCAUAUGGAAAACAUCGAAGCCAGUCUCAUCGUCCUUCGGAAGCUCUCCGCCGAGUGGAAGCACCAGUACGCCGCUAAGUUCUCCUCCCACGACGCCCUGCGGGAGUCCCUGAAGAGUCUGAGGGAAAAGGUGGGCGGGGGAUCGGAGAUAUCUUGAAAUAGAAUCAUAUGAUGGUGAGACUCUGACCAAGCCCUACUUUCCAUUCUUGGAACAGAACCACAGGGCCCUUGCGGGAGACGUGGAUGCUGGCACCAAGGCGGCCAUCAAGGAGGCGGACAAGCACUGCAAGGCAGUCCUGAAGAGGAUCACCCGCUGCUCAGCCUGCGGUGUGGCCGGCGGGUUGCUGGCUGUUGCCGUCGUUGUUGCUGCAGCUGCCCUCAUUGCUUCACCGGCGGCCGAUUCCUGGGACUGGAGAGGGCUCCACUCCGUCUUCAACUCCCCUCGGUCCUUCUAA
Messenger RNA from Spirodela intermedia, 5971 nucleotides. The record is from the annotation of a GenBank genome assembly. NCBI's taxonomy places the organism in Eukaryota, Viridiplantae, Streptophyta, Magnoliopsida, Alismatales, Araceae.